AUGCGGUUGUUCCUCUUCCUACAGUCCUUGAUCUGGACAUUACAUGCAAAUCCGGUACUUAGCGCCUCAAGCCUCAAGCCUGAUAUUCGAGCAGACACUAAUCGUGAUGGUGUGGUUGAUAUCGAUGGCGAAUCCGACAUCGAAAGUAAAGCUACGUGGUCAGCAACUAGAGGGGCCAUCUUCCUCCCAAAUGUUGGGGAUAAGCACUCGAGAUGCCCCAACUCAGACCUCAACAACAUACCACUGAGCAAUGACGAGUUAGCGUUUUGUAGCGAUUCCUCAGGCCACCUGCUUCUUGCGCCUGAGUACAUAGCACCUUUGAGGACUGUACCUCUCGAGGAUGUCUCGGACGGCACGACAGCACACCUUUUCGCGACACCUCGAGCGGCGUACGAGAGAGUCCAAAUCUUCCUGCUCGUUGAUCCGACGAGGCCAAACUCAACAGACUCUUGGCACCUAGUCGAUAAACAAUAUAACUUUAACGCAACGCAACUCAGCGCCGGCCUUACCCUGGGAAUUGACAGCCGAGAGUCCGUCAAGGAGUCGGAGAUCUGGGAUGGUCAUGUAUCCAUCAACUUCGAUAUCUACGAGACACCUGGCUCUCAGGACUACAUCAGAGACACUGUGGCCCUCAAAGUGGCUCCAGUCCUGACGCGUCACCACCUACAAAAGGUUGAGACGCUGGUGUCAACUUGGGCAAAUGACACCAACCCCGUACAGCAGUACUUUGUGGAGCAGUUAGAUGCUGGUCGCGAGCUUGCGGGCAUCGAGAAUCCCUUGUGGCUAUUCAAUCAGUCCGGAGACAUCUGGGCUCAAGACAUUGUCGAACCAGCGUACGCAAGCAUGCCGGGUCCAGACGGUCCUAUCGCGAUACGCAUCAUGCUUCGCUCCGCACAGUCGACACGCACAGGCGGCAGAAAAAUCUUUGAGCAGAUGCGAGGACCAGGCUUCGGAGCUUUUCAGCCCAGAUCAGGUUUCGGCUAUCACACCAUGAACAGUUACGGUAACUUGGAAACUAUCCCGCCUCAUCGCUCGAAACGAGACGUUCUUUACAAAGCUGGCCGGAUCACCCAGGGCAAGCACUAUGAUAGCCUUCCCGCCCAGUCGGUUCGGGAUCUUAUUUUCAGCAACGGGGUCCAGUCAACUCUUUUCUUAGAGACGGGAUGGCUGCGUGUCGGCCACGUUGACGAAUUCAUCCAGUUUUUACCGUAUAAUAACGAUCUCGGCUUCACUAUCGCCAUCGCAGACACAGAUGUUUCGAUCGAACUCCUUCAAGAUGCUCAAGCUGCGGGGCAUGGGAGUGCGAGAGCAAUCAGCUUCGAUGCCACGCCUCAGAUGGAGCGCUUUCAGUUGGAUAACUUGCCCCCGAACCUAGACUUGACCAUCGACGACGUUCUUUCUAACGCGACCUUCAUGGAGAAAUGGAUCAACCACAACCUCGAAAUCCUUCUUUCUGAGAUUCCCUUGGACCGGAAGGACGUUAUUCACGUCCCGGGACUUUACCGCGAUAGGUCUCGAGGGGAUGUGUAUGUCAACCCGGACGGCUUGGACUAUUACUGGCCACCUGUGUUGAAGGGCGAAUAUCAGCUGGGCGAUUUUCUACCAGCUCCCAUCAACGGUAUCGUAAUCGGGAACUUAUACCCAGCUAGGACUCAAGGCCACCCUCGCUUGCGCUCCCGAACUAGCCCUGCCGCGGGCUAUCCUUCAUCAUCUCCUAGCAGCCCGAUCAGGCCAUGGAGACUUCGAACAAUACCACCAACGCUUUAA
Molecule: messenger RNA, 1767 nt
Organism: Colletotrichum phormii
Lineage: Eukaryota; Fungi; Ascomycota; Sordariomycetes; Glomerellales; Glomerellaceae
Exons: 3
Coding region: 1-1767 (588 amino acids)
Cellular component (GO): cytoplasm
Molecular function (GO): calcium ion binding; protein-arginine deiminase activity
Source: RefSeq, a predicted model, not a curated record